AUGCAGGAUGCCUUGAAGAAGUUCAACGCGCGGGUGCUAGAGGAGAACGAAAAGGAAGAGGCCCGUAAGAACCGCCAUAAUAGCCGCUCAAAUUCGUGGGAUUCACUCAUGGUCGCACUACCCGUUGCCCACUCACCCUUGUCGGUAGUCUCCGCGCCACCGCCGAAGCACAACCCUCUGCACACCCCACCUAGCAGAGAUAACAGUAGAAGUGCCAGCAGCAGCAGCGGCGGCAUGGUCCCAACGACGCUCACGAGCGCGGCAUCGCUGCCACCGCGCGUGACGACGGUGUCACAGAUUUCACCGAAGCCCUCAUCGCCUCGCAGCAACCGAGUGACGGCGACGACCACCAGCAGCAACCAUUCAUCCUCGUCGGUCCCCGCUAGCGUCCCGCGCGGCUCCGCCAACUCUUCGGAGAACGGCACCACUCUACACACGACCCCCUCUUCGUCCUUCUUUGCUCAAGGUCUGCGCUGCGGGCUGCCGCGCACUGUAAAGCUGGAGCAGCAGCAGCUCGGAUCCGCCCGUACCUUACAGGCGGCAGCGUCGCAGAGCCAUACGCGGCUAUCCCCAACCUCGUCAUCGCGAGAUGAAGUGAACACGCCUCCCAUCGUUGACACGCCACGUCCGGCCAAGACAGUAGUUGGUAAACCGCAAAUCGAAGCACCCAGGCUACCGCCGUCCCCACGCACUGCGUCGCCGGCUAUACCCAACCUCCCAGGCCGUUACGUACAAGUCAGCAGUGCGGACGAGCAGAAGAACUCGCAGUCCACAGUGGAGAACCCAUUGAUAGGGCCGAUGCCGCUAAUGCCAUCUCCGUCGCUAGUGGUGGGUCCAGUGUACUCGGCUGUUGAGAUACAGGAGAGCACAUCGCUGUCGACGGGCUCAUCCAAUGGUCGCUGGGGCCCCUCGAGCGACGCCAAGCGCCCCUCUGUGAGCAGCAGCAACGGCGGACAAGCGGGAGCUGACAAGACCAUCACCACCACGCCUGGCGUCAGCCGCGCCACAACCUUACAGCCGAUGCGCCAGCCGACGCAGCCCGUACUGCGCAAGAACCAUCGCAUAGACGAGCUCAACGACAUCCGCGAAGAGGCCCCAGCUGAGCAAUCAAGCGCCACGCUGUCCCACAACACCCCCGGAGCACUGCCCCGAACUUCGUCGCCCUCCUCCUCGGCGUCGCAAAAUUGUGGCGCAUCGAACGGGCGCCCACCGGCGUCGCCAAGCCGCUCCGACGAACCCCAUGAUGCGGGGCCACAUCGCCUGUCACAUGCCCACUCCAACGGAAGUGACGACAGCUCCCCAGUCACGGAGCUGCCUCUCUUCAGCUCCACCGACGAGCGGCCUGGCAAGUGCAGCCCGAACAGCACGGCAGCGAAGGAGACGGUGGCCACGAUCACGGCUCCUAAGUCACCGAAAUUUAUCAACAGCAGUCCCGCCGCAGAGCAAAGUCCUUCCAGUGCGGCCUCAACGAGGGUUCCUCCAUUGGCUAAUGGCAGUAGUGGUGGUAGCUUAACGCAGUGCCCAGGCUCUGCGCUGAACCACAGCGGGCGCUACUCACCGGCGCGUGGUAACCCGAACGCAAGCACGUCCGCUGGCCGCCACGCGAACGACCAGCACCAAUCCUCCGCGGGCACCGCGAUCCCGGACGACGACGCGGAGACAGCCGCACUGAGCUCGUACUUAAUGGAGGAGGACUUGAACCUGUCCCUGUCCACGUUCAACAGGAUCGGCUCAACGCUCGCCCAGUCGCUGACACUGCGUGUGCUGAACCUGAAGGGCAGCACUAUUUCCAGCGAGGGACUGCGCGGGCUGGCAGACAUUUCAACGCUCAAGUCGAUCGGUGUGUCGCACAUGCGCUACUUGACAACGUUAGCGCCACUUGUGACGCCCACGGCGAGGGCGAAUGGCCGGCACUGCGGAAUCGAGGAAAUCGACGCACAGUUCUCAUCCUUGACGAACGAGGGCAUUGGGGGUUUGGAGAAGCUGCGGUGGCUGCGUCGACUCGACUUGAGCAUGACCCCGAUCAGCGACGUAACGGGUCUUGCUGCCAGCCACUCCCUAAAGGACCUCUACCUCAACGGCACACGCGUGGACAGCCCAGGCCUCGCCGGGCUGGAACAGCUGCCGACGCUUUCCCUGCUGAAUAUCGCGCGCACCAAGGUGACAUCGCUGAAACAGGUCGCCAAGUCGCGCUCUAUUCAGACACUCAUCGCGUACAGCUGCCAGAUAACGGACGACGGCUUCAUUGGGGUCGGCGAGAUGCCGCGACUCAGCACACUCGAUGUGAGCACCACGAAAGUUACGAACUUGUCGGUGCUGCAGAAGAGCCCCUCCCUGAAGUCACUGCGGGCGCAGUGGCUCAGCCUCAAGAACUGCCACGACAUUAUACAGCAGCGGCGUGCGCAGAUGGAUGGCCUAACGCCAGACAACUCCGUGGCUUGGCGCGACACUGAGGCGGGCUUUGCUGGACUCGCGAACAUCCCGACGCUCGAGUCGCUUGACAUGUCCUUCAACACAAUCCGAAGCCUUCACUCGCUCUGCCGCAGUAAGUCGCUCAAGCGCCUCCUCUUGCGCCGCACGCGUGUGGACAAUGACGGCAUCGGCGGCAUCGCUCAGCUCGCAGGGACCCUUGAGACGCUUGUCAUUACGAAUUUGACAGACAUCCUCGACGAGAACGACGAGACUGAGGCCAGUGCAGCGUUGAACGGGGCGAGCGGACUUCUCAGCAGCAUUGGGGACAUUCAUUCGAUGCACCGCCUCACCUCCAUCGACCUCUCCUUCACGGAUGUCUACGACCUGCGCCUGCUGCAGGACCUUCGCACGCUCCGCGAGCUCGUUAUCGUCGAGACGCUGGUCACAGUCGACGGCCUACGCGGCAUUGAGAAGAUCCCUACGUUGGAGACGUUGGACAUCUCACAGACGAGCAUCCUGUCGCUCCAAUUUCUCGCCAGCGGCGCCCCGGCCCUCAAGAGCAUCCUUGUGAAAUCAAAUCGCAAUGUCCGCGGCUUCAAGCUUGGCCGUAUUGACGAGCUACGCGCGCUGCAACACCUCGACGUCAGCGACACCGUCGUGGAGGAUAUCGAGGCAGCGCUGAAGUCGGCGUGGCGACUCAAGAAACUCGUUUGGCGGUGGAAAGAUCGACGCGACAGCAAGGGUCCAGCGCCGGCACUGGAGUGCUGGGUGACGUCUCCACGCCUGGCGCGCAUGAACGCGAUGCCGUGUCUAACGACACUUGACCUGACAAACAGCUCCGUGCACGAUCUUGCCUUCCUCGAACGAUCCACGUCGCUCAAGACGCUAUACCUCAAGUGUUGCCGCCUUCUGCGCAACGGCGCCGUAAAAUCCCUAGGCACCUUGCCAGGACUGGAGGUGCUCGAGCUGACCGACAACCGCCACAUUUCAGACGUGACGUGUCUGCGCACCUGCCGUCGUCUGCGAGAGCUGCACCUCCACCACACAUACGUGACCAAGGCAGGGCUAAAGGGAGUGACCGACCUUCCGGAGCUGAAGGUGCUGGACAUUGCCAAUACGCGCGCCGAGGACGACGUCAAGGACGAGGACGUCAACGGAGCGAUGGAACGCAGCCGCCUGCUAGAGGACUCGAAUCUACGCGAGGGGAGCACGCUGCUGGACAGCUCCGCGGCCCCAGCCCAAUUUCGCGUGCCACGGCGACGCCGCGUCUCCUUCGUCGCCAGCGAUGGCAGUGAAGCCGUUCCACGCAAGCCGGACCGAUGCGAGUAG
This is a messenger RNA of Leishmania braziliensis MHOM/BR/75/M2904, 3741 nucleotides long. RefSeq lists its product as hypothetical. The record is from RefSeq and is a predicted model, not a curated record. The transcript has a single exon. NCBI's taxonomy places the organism in Eukaryota, Euglenozoa, Kinetoplastea, Trypanosomatida, Trypanosomatidae. Gene Ontology annotation, molecular function: protein binding. The coding region runs from base 1 to 3741 and encodes 1246 amino acids.